This is a messenger RNA of Auanema sp. JU1783, 606 nucleotides long. Lineage: Eukaryota; Metazoa; Nematoda; Chromadorea; Rhabditida; Rhabditidae. The record is from the annotation of a GenBank genome assembly.
AUGACUAUCGACGAGAAAAACGAGAUUUUUGGCGUUCAAAGCUGUUGUUGCAAAAACGAAGAAACAAAUCAGAAUUCAGCUCAAGUGGUGACGCUAGCGAAAGACACAAAUUAUACCAAAAGAUUACGCUUCAAUUCAGCUCAGUUUGAAGUACUAUCCCCAAAAAAUAGAUACCUUAAUAACCGAAGUAAGUGGUGCACCGACACCAAAUGCUUAUCUCAUUCUGGAGCUUUGGCUAAUUUUCUUCGUCAAUGGUAUCGCCUGAGGAAUAAUGUUUGCGCCCAUUGUGCAACACUAUGUUACGCCGAAGAUGCAAAGUUUACCUUUACAAACCACAUAAUAACAGAAGAAUUUUGUCGGCGGUGUUUAACGAGGGCUCAAACAACUUGGGAUGUAGGUGCAACCUUGAAUAAAAAACAUGAUAGUGCCAUGGUUUUGGCUAUAAAAACGCAAGGAGUUGAUGCAUUGUGCCCAUCACCCAGUAUCUGUAAAAAAACAUUGACUUCUCCAGUUCAUAUGUGCACAUGUUCCAAUAAUUCUUAUUUGAUAGUUAACUUGGAAAAUGCCAAGGAUUUACGUGUUUUCCGGAAUAUUAAAGAAGCCUGA